Messenger RNA from Hemisphaericaspora subhashii, 1983 nucleotides. RefSeq lists its product as uncharacterized. Gene Ontology annotation, biological process: amino acid transmembrane transport. Bases 1 to 1983 code for a protein of 660 amino acids. NCBI's taxonomy places the organism in Eukaryota, Fungi, Ascomycota, Pichiomycetes, Serinales, Debaryomycetaceae. The transcript has a single exon. Gene Ontology annotation, molecular function: amino acid transmembrane transporter activity. The record is from RefSeq and is a predicted model, not a curated record.
AUGAGACAAGCUAAUAUUUCCAAUUCCUCAUUUCAGAAUACCGAGGCUAGUCCAGUAAGACUGGCAACUCCGGCAUCUCUCAGAUCUAGCAAUUCAACUUCCAAUCUAAGGACAGUCAUGCCAAUAACAAACAUACAGAAUCUGCAUCUGCAACAGGACCAUUCAAGUUCAAGUGUUUCACAAAGUUAUGAAGAACAAAUUUCAAAUCUAAAUAGUCUUGCCUCCCAAGGUCUCGACCUUAAGACAAUUGGGAAACAUUUAGUAAGCCCUGAAGAGAGUUUAAAAUUACAAGGUGGAGAUAUAAGUCGUCGUUUGUAUCAUCAAUUAGAGCAUGCUGCAAUUGCCGAUGAAAAUCAUCCUGAUGGAAUUAAUAUUCCUGACCCAAAGAAAAGAACUAGAAGUUCAUCAUUCUCAGCAUACUUGGAAGAGACGAGAAGAGGUUCAACAGCAAGUGAUAUCAACGUGCCUGGUGGAUUCAGGCGUGAAUUUUUAAUUCAGCAAGCAAUUCAGAGGAAUCAAGAACCUCCUAACUUUUUAACAAGAAACUUUAUGGAAUUCUUGAGUAUUUAUGGACAUUUCGCCGGGGAAGAUUUUAGCGAUGAGGAAGAAGGCGUGUCAGAAGAGUCAAGUCAAUAUGAAGACGUUUUUGACGAAGAAUCGAGCUUGUUGGCUGUAGAAAGAAGAGCAUAUGGAACUGCACCUCGCCAGCCCAAGAAACUGAGACCGAAAUUUAGAGAACAACCAACAGGAACUGCUUCUAUACCGAAAGCGUUCUUCUUGGUAUUUAAAUCUUUAGUAGGUUCAGGUGUCUUGUUCUUACCUCGUGCAUUUUAUAAUGGUGGGUUAUUAUUUUCAAUAGUGACAUUGACCAUGUUUGGUUUGCUAACUUAUAUUUGUUACAUUGCAUUAAUAGACGCAAAGAAUACACUUGGUUUGACAUCAUACGGUGAACUUGGAUAUAAGACGUAUGGGAAACCCUUGAAAUAUUCUAUUUUGGUAUCGAUUAUCAUUAGUCAAAUUGGGUUUGUUACUACAUAUAUCUUAUUCACCAGUGAGAAUAUGAUUGCGUUUAUAUCACAUUACUUAGAGACUACACCAGAUUGGUUAACUAGUGUCAACCUUGUUAUCAUCCAAUGUAUUGUGAUGAUUCCUUUAGUUUUGAUCAGAAAUUUGACCAAGUUAUCUUUAGUCUCAGUAAUCUCAUCAGCAUUUAUUAUCAUUGGGUUAGUGAUUAUAUAUUGGUUCUCGGGGUUGAAUAUUUAUUUGAAUGGUAUUGGUCCUAAUAUUACCAAUUUCAAUCCUAAUAGUUGGACAAUGUUAAUUGGUGUCGCAGUUACAUCUUUUGAGGGUAUUGGUUUGAUACUACCAAUCGAGGCUUCGAUGAAACAGCCAGAGAAAUUUCCAAUGGUCUUGUCAAUAAGUAUGGUUGUUAUAACGGCGUUAUUUGUUGCCAUUGGUACCUUAGGUUAUCUUUCAUUUGGAGAUGAAGUUAGAUCAAUCAUCAUUUUGAAUUUACCCCAAAGUAGUAUUGCUGUACAGUCGAUUUUAGUAUUGUAUUCCAUCGCUGUAUUUUUGACUGCUCCUUUACAAUUAUUUCCAGCUAUUAAGAUUGGUGAAUCAUUGAUUUUCAGACACAAACGGAAUGGCCAAAGAGACGAUGAUGGGAAAUUGUAUCACCAAUCUGGUAAGUAUAAUCCAUUGGUCAAAUGGUUAAAGAAUUUAUUUAGAGCAAUUGCUGUGAUUGUGAUAAGUACUGUGGCUUAUCUCAACGCUAAUCAUAUUGACAAAUUUGUGUCAUUUAACGGAUGCUUUGCUUGCAUUCCGUUAGUGUAUAUAUAUCCGCCAUUAAUUCAUUUGAAGACUAUGAGAUCAGAUUCCAAGACCACAAAAGAAAAGAUAUUUACCAUAUUUGAUUAUUUAUUAAUUACAGUGGGGAUUUUAACCGUUAUUUAUUCAACAUAUCAGAUCUUAUUCUUGAAUUAG